UUUGCUUUUUAUUUCUUUGCCCGACCUCGAAUUUCCCCUGUAAACAACAGUAUUGAUGAAAGCUAGUUUAUCAAUGGCAUGUGUCCCCAAGCUUCCAAACGGUGGCAAGAACCAAAGCAAUGACGAGCUUCUUGUUGCCAUGUGUCUUGCUUCAAUCAAACUGUCUCGGAUUUGCUCUUGCCACGUCUUGUACAGAGCCAUGUGUCGAUUUGAUUCCAUAAUUUUCUAUACUAUAUAAUCAUCUUCAAGUCUUCCCCAACUCAAAGUAGCACUUACUAAGCUAGUCAGAAGUAUCAAAGUCAUUUGCAGAAAGCUUUUAAUUUUCAAGUACAGAUACAAAAAUGAGUCGAGAACAGCCGAGAAGGCCUCAGGAGGGGCAAGAACCAGUCAAGUACGGCGACAUUUUCAAUGUCUCCGGCGACCUAGCAUCCAAGACGGUAGCGCCACAAGAUGCUGCGAUGAUGCAGACCGCUGAAACCAUGGUGUUGGGGCAGACCCAGAAGGGCGGUCCGGCCGCUGUCAUGCAGUCAGCCGCCACCCGAAACGAGAGAGCUGGCCUCGUCCGCCACGAUGAGGCUACUGAUGUAGCUGGACAUGAAGGUGUCACUGUUACAGAGAUUGAUGUCCCUGGAAGGCGAACAAUCACUGAAUCAGUUGGUGGACAGGUUAUUGGCCAGUAUGUGCAGCCAACACCGGUUACACAAGUAGCUGCGGGAGGAUUCAUGCAGCAGAAUGCAAUAACUAUAGGGGAGGCACUGGAGGCCUCGGCCCAAACAGCUGGGGAUAGGCUAGUGGAUCAGAGCGAUGCCGCGGCAAUUCAGGCUGCAGAGGUGCGAGCAACAGGCAGCAAUGUGAUAAUUCCCGGGGGCCUGGCCGCGACAGCUCAAUCUGCCGCAGCUCACAAUGCGGGGACUGACAGGGAGCAAGACAAGAUUAAGGUUUCUGAUGUGCUCUCGGGUGCGACCGCCAAGUUACCCGCGGACAAGGCGGCAACUAGGCAGGAUGCCGAAGGAGUGGUGAGUGCCGAGUUGAGGAACAACCCGGACAUGACCACACGUCCAGGUGGAGUUGCGGCUUCUGUUACUGCAGCUGCCAGGCUGAACGAAAAUAUGAAUGUGAACACGUAGUAGUUCGUAACUUCGUACUGUUCAAGAAUUAAUGUCUCAUAGU
Messenger RNA from Rosa chinensis, 1170 nucleotides. RefSeq names its product late embryogenesis abundant protein D-34. The coding region runs from base 342 to 1127 and encodes 261 amino acids. NCBI's taxonomy places the organism in Eukaryota, Viridiplantae, Streptophyta, Magnoliopsida, Rosales, Rosaceae. The transcript is spliced from 2 exons. The record is from RefSeq and is a predicted model, not a curated record.